Messenger RNA from Alligator sinensis (Chinese alligator), 2377 nucleotides. RefSeq names its product latent transforming growth factor beta binding protein 4 (gene LTBP4). The transcript is spliced from 17 exons. NCBI's taxonomy places the organism in Eukaryota, Metazoa, Chordata, Crocodylia, Alligatoridae. Bases 1 to 2166 code for a protein of 721 amino acids. The record is from RefSeq and is a predicted model, not a curated record. Gene Ontology annotation, cellular component: endoplasmic reticulum membrane. Gene Ontology annotation, molecular function: calcium ion binding. Gene Ontology annotation, biological process: endoplasmic reticulum to Golgi vesicle-mediated transport.
AUGGCGGGGAGCUGGCACUGCCCCAGGGAAGCGCACAGUGCAGGGGGUGCACCCCCUCCGGGGCCCUGUUCCCGGGCACGCGGGACCAGGGCCUCCCCCUGCUCGUUGGCAGACGUGGACGAGUGCCGUGACGCCCGCCCGCCCUGCGGCGCCGGGAGCUGCGAGAACCUGCCCGGCGCCUACCGCUGCCUCUGCCCCGAGGGCUACCGCACUGGCGCCCGGCAGGCUGAGUGCCAGGAUGUGGACGAGUGUGCGGCGGGCACCCCCUGCGGUCUGCCCAGCCACUGCACCAACACAGCUGGAUCCUUCCGCUGCGAGUGCCGCCCCGGGUACCGGGCCCAGGCCCCCGGCGGCCCCUGCAUGGACGUGAACGAGUGCCUGGAAGGUGACUUCUGCUUCCCCCACGGCGAGUGCCUCAACGCCGAUGGCUCCUACACCUGCCUGUGCGCCCAGGGCUUCGCCGCCGCGCCCGACGGUGCCUCCUGCCUUGACGUGGAUGAGUGCCGGCGAGGGGGGGCCUGCGAGGGUGGCCGCUGCGUCAACACUGAGGGCUCCUUCGACUGCUACUGCCCGGCCGGCUUCCGCGCCGGCCCUGACAAGACCGACUGCCAGGACGUGGACGAGUGCCAGGACUACAGGGAUGCCCUGUGCGGUGCCCAGCGCUGCGAGAACCUGCCUGGCUCCUACCGCUGUGUGGCUGACUGCGACCCUGGCUACGAAGCCGGCUCCAAUGGCCAGUGCCACGACGUGGACGAGUGCGAGACCUAUGGGGCGCACCUCUGUGGCGCCCAGCGCUGCCAGAACCUGCCCGGCUCCUACCGCUGCGUGGCCCCCUGUGACCCCGGCUACGAGCCUGGCCCUGGCAGCCAGUGUCACGACGUGGACGAGUGUGCCAAUGGGACACGGUGCGGGGUCCACGCUGUCUGCCACAACCUGCCCGGCGCCUUCCAGUGCCUGUGUGACCAGGGCUAUGAGACCACCCGCGAUGGGCACCACUGCCAGGACGUGAACGAGUGUGAGACACUGCAGGGCGUAUGCGGGGCCGAGCUGUGCGAGAACGUGGAGGGCUCCUUCCUCUGCCUCUGCCCCAGCAGCGACCAGGAGUUCGACCCCAUGACGGGGCGCUGCACCCGCCCCCCUGGCGCCGCUCUGCCCAGCCGCCCAGAGCCUCCCGAGCUGCGGGUGGAGCCCGAGCCGGAGCUGGAGCCGGUGCUGGUGCCUGGGGAGGGGGCACGGCGGGAGUGCUACCGCCAGGGCUGUGGGGGGCUGCUGGCCUGGAACACCACACGGCAGGAGUGCUGCUGCACCCUGGGCGGCGGCUGGGGCCCCGAGUGCAGCACGCGGCCUUGUCCCACCCGCGGCUCAGCGCAGUACCAGGCCCUGUGCCCCGGGAUCGGUGGCAUCGUGGCCUCCGGACCCCAUGGUGCCCUCGCAGACGUGGACGAGUGCGUGCUGUUUGGCUCGCACGCAUGCAUGGGCGGCGUGUGCGUGAACAAGGUGCCCGGCUACGCCUGCUACUGCCCCAGCGGCUACUACUACGAGAGGGAGCAGCUGGAGUGCGUGGAUAACGACGAGUGCCAGGACGAGGAGGCUGAGGCGUGCGUGGGCGGACGCUGCGUGAACACCGUGGGCUCCUACUACUGCUCCUGCCAGGCCCCGCUGGUGCUGGACGCCUCCCAGCGCCGCUGCGUGGCCAACGACAGCCAGGCCCUGGAUGCCAACCAGGCCGUGUGCUGGCAGGAGGUGGUUUCCCCGGACAUCCUGGCGCUGCAGGCCAGCUCGGCCCUGGCCUGGCUGAUCGUGGAGGUGCUGGUCAUCCUGCUGAGCCUCUACCUGAUGACGGUGAACACCGACCUCACCACCAUCGACCUUGUCGCCUUCUCCGGCUACAAGUACGUGGGCAUGAUCGUGGGCGUCGUGUCCGGGCUGCUCUUCGGCAGGACGGGCUACUACCUGCUGCUGAGCUGGUGCUGCGUGACCAUCUUCUUCUUCAUGGUAAGGGCCGGCGGGACGUGGCCGGGGGCGCGUAGACUGGGCCCGGAGGACCUGGGCACGGGCGUGCUGGUGCGCGGGGCCAAGAACCAGCUGCGCAUGUACCUCACCAUGGCCAUCGCCGCGCUGCAGCCGCUCUUCAUGUACUGGCUCACCUACCACCUCGUCUGGUGAGCCCGCGCCCGCCCGCCUGCCCGCUCGCUCCCAGGGGGCUGCGUGGGAGCGGGACCAUGCAUCUCUCUGCCCGGGCGGGGGCAGGGGUGGGGGCUCUUGGCCUGGCCGGGAGCAGCUGCUGGAAACGGGGGGUUGGCACCAGCGGCAGGGCGCGCCCAGCACACGGGGGCUCCAGCGUGGCACCGGCUUCUCUGCUCCGGCGGUGCAGCAG